Messenger RNA from Mangifera indica (mango), 1717 nucleotides. Its product is annotated as probable protein phosphatase 2C 28. The coding region runs from base 930 to 1355 and encodes 141 amino acids. The transcript is spliced from 5 exons. The record is from RefSeq and is a predicted model, not a curated record. Lineage: Eukaryota; Viridiplantae; Streptophyta; Magnoliopsida; Sapindales; Anacardiaceae.
AUUUUGUUGCCUAUUCAGUAUAUAUCACCAUUGAAGGUGACCUGAAAGCAAGAAGUCUUACCAUAGAAAUUAAAAACUAGAAAUUCAUGACUGAACUUACCAUGCAACAUCUUUAUGUGUAGUUAAUACAAGCAACACUGAUAAAAUGUUUCAACGGGGGGAAAAGCUUACAGGGCAGAUAAGCUGAACUCGCCAUUCAACAUAUUGCACACAUUAACAUGGACAGAUUAGCUUCAAACUUGGACUUGAAAUAGAAAAAUCGGAGAUAUGCUAUAAAUUCUUUAUGUAAUAGAGACAAAGAAACAGAGAAUGCCUUUUGCUCUUACAACAAUUCCUAUCAUCCAACCAACAUCAGUUGUGUCCCUAAAAACAACGAAAAACAAAAACACACAUACAACUUAAUUAUAAGUAGAAAUCCUACAUUACGUGGAUAGCUGUGGACAAUGUCCACUGCCUCCCGAUUGCUUAGGUGCUCCCACAGGCCAUCUGAUGCAAAUAUAAGAAAUUGAUCUUCAGAGCACAGUUCCUGCACCAAUAUUGUUGGCUCCGCUUUAAGGAUUGGCUUAUCGAAGGGCUCUGGCACUCUAAACUUAGGUAAAAGAGUCUCUCUGUUGAACUCUGCCUUCUUUAGAUAGGCAUCACCAAUGGAUCUUGAAAUCUGCAAUUCAUAGCAAAGGUUUAUCUAUAGAGUGCCUCUUGUGCAUUUAAUCAUGACACCAGUUAAAAAAAAUUCAUACUUAUUGUAAUGCCGAAAUCAUUUCCACCAAUAACACAUCAAUAGAAAAAGUAAGAAAAAAGGUAUUCAUCUUUUCAGUUGUCAUGAACUAUACUUGACUUUGUCAGCAUGCAUUAUUGGUCCACAUAUAACAAAUAUCCCAACUAGGUUACCUCUCAAGAAACCCAGAGUUAGAAAUUGUAUAUUUGCAACAAUGGCCACCAGUGUUGUUCAAGAGGUUUUGCCUCUAGCUCAGACCCUCCUUCAAUCUUUGAUGGUGAAACAAGGUUGUAUAUAUCAUACACGUGUCCAUAUGCCCAGCGUGUGUGGAUUACCCGGAACUGUAAGUUUCAUACUCGCCUUCACUGCACCAACUUCAGAAAUACUCACUUGUUUCAAUGAGAAAAGGCAGCCGCAGAGGGAGAGUAUCAGCAGCAAUGGCAACUGGAUUUCAAGGUCCAUUGGUGAUGCCUAUCUGAAGAAGGCAGAGUUUAACAGAGAGCCUCUUUUUCCUAAGUUCAGAGUGCCAGAGCCCUACGAUAAGCCAAUCCUUAUAGCGGAGCUGACGAUAUUGGUGCAGGAACUGUGCUCUGAAGAUCAAUUUCUUAUAUUUGCAUCGAUAACCUAUGGGAGCACCUAAGCAACCAGGAGGCAGUGGACAUUGUCCACAACCAUCCACCCAACGUAGGAUUUCUAUUUAUAGUUUUAAGUUAUAUGUGUGUUUUUGUUGGUUAUUGUUAAUAAGGAUAAAAGUGAUGUUGGGUUGGAUGAUAGGAAAUGCUAUAAGAACAAGUGCAUUCUCUGUUUCUUUAUCUCUAUUACAUAAACAAUUUAUAGCAUAUCUCGGAUUUUUCUAUUUCGAGUUAAAGUUUGAAGGUAGUCUUGGCUGUAUUGCUAAUGUUAACGUGUAUGAUAUGCCGAAUGGCAAGUUCAGUUAAUCUGUCCUGUAAGCUUUUUCCCCCAUGGAAACAUUUUAUCAGAGUGUUUCUUGUAUUUACUGCA